This is a messenger RNA of Egretta garzetta (little egret), 1506 nucleotides long. RefSeq names its product nectin cell adhesion molecule 1 (gene NECTIN1). The record is from RefSeq and is a predicted model, not a curated record. Lineage: Eukaryota; Metazoa; Chordata; Aves; Pelecaniformes; Ardeidae. Gene Ontology annotation, cellular component: adherens junction. Gene Ontology annotation, biological process: homophilic cell-cell adhesion; protein localization to cell junction; heterophilic cell-cell adhesion.
AUGGAGGAGGGUUCUGCAGGACCAUUUUGGGGUCUGGUUCAGGGUCUGUCUUUCCAUUUUAUUGCAGGGCUGCAAGCUCAGACUGUCUUAGUCAAUGACACAGUCUCGGGGUUUAUCGGGACAGAUGUGGUCCUGCACUGCAGCUUCACCAAUCCGCUCCCCAAUGUGAAGAUCACGCAGGUCACGUGGCAGAAAGCCACCAAUGGCUCCAAGCAGAAUGUGGCUAUCUACAACCCUGCCAUGGGGGUCUCCAUCCUCUCUCCCUACAAGGACCGGGUGACUUUCCGGAAUCCUUCCUUCAAAGAUGGCACCAUUCAGCUCUCUCGGCUAGAGCUGGAGGAUGAGGGAGUUUACAUCUGUGAGUUUGCUACCUUCCCAACUGGCAACCGGGAAAGUCAACUGAACCUCACUGUGCUGGCCAAGCCUACAAAUCGGAUGGAGGGCACCAAACGGCCACUUAUUGCUAAGUCUGGCAGGACAGAAAAGAUCUUGGUAGCUACCUGCACCUCCUCUAACGGGAAGCCCCCCAGCACUGUCACCUGGGACACUAAGCUCAAAGGGGAAGCGGAGUUUCAGGAGAUCCGGAAUAGCAAUGGCACCAUCACAGUGAUCAGCCGGUAUCGGCUGGUGCCGAGCCGGGAGGCCCACCGGCAGCAGCUCAUGUGCGUGGUCAAUUACCAGCUGGACCGCUUCACUGACAGCAUGACCCUCAACGUGCAGUAUGAGCCAGAAGUCACUAUUGAAGGCUUUGAUGGCAACUGGUUUCUCAACCGGAAGGAUGUGAAGCUGAUAUGCAAAUCGGAUGCCAACCCCCCAGCUCACACCUAUGAAUGGAAGCUGCCAAAUGGGACUCUGCCAGGGAGCGUGGAAAUCCAGAACAACACCAUCUACUUUAAAGGGCCUGUCUCCUACAGCGUGGCUGGCACCUACAUCUGUGAGGCCUCCAACGCCAUCGGUACACGGUCAGGCUUGGUGGAAGUCAAUGUCACAGUGGUGGGUGGGGAGUUCCACGAUCCGAACAUCCCCACACCGGUGAUUGGGGGCAUAGUGGGAGGAGUCUCGCUGGUCCUGGUGGUGGCCGUGGUGCUCUUUGUGGUACUCCGGCGCCGGCGUCACACCUUCAAGGGUGACUACAGCACAAAGAAGCACGUGUACGGCAAUGGCUACAGCAAGGCUGGCAUCCCACAGCAUCAUCCCCCCAUGGCCCAAAACCUCCAGUACCCCGACGACUCGGACGACGAGAAGAAGCCGGGCCCGCUGGGCGGCAGCACCUACGAAGAUGAGGACGAGGAUGUGGGAGGCGAGCGCAAGCUGGGUGGCCCCAACAAAUACGAGGAGGAUGCUAAGCGGCCUUACUUCACGGUAGAUGAGGGGGAGGCGCACCCCGAACCUUACGACGAAAGGACACUCGGCUUCCAGUAUGACCCCGAGCAGCUCGACAUAGCGGAGAACAUGGUCUCACAGAAUGACGGAUCUUUUAUCUCCAAAAAGGAGUGGUACGUGUAG